AUGUCAACUCUAUCUUCCGACGAAGAAGCCGGCGGCGGACAUCAUGAGUUUGAAGGGCCUUCCUCUUCUCGCCGGAGAACGAUAACGGUGGUGGCGGCGUGGCAGCACCCUGCCGGGGUUUGGCCGGCGCCGUUUGUGGAAGCUCUUGCCUUUCGGGUCGCCGUCGAUGCCUCUCGUACUUCCGGCCGCCUUGCCGCCGCCCAAGCACUUUUCAAUAUUUUUCAAGUUUGUUCCACGUGGCGAGCCGUAUCCAAUUCGGAGCUCCUGUGGUACAACCUCUCCCGCCACAUUUGGAUCUCGGCCGGCCUCGGAUGCCGCCCCACGUGGAGGGACGAGUACAUCCACCGCCAUCGUACCGCCGUCAACUUCCACCUUUGUCGCCAUGCACACGUUGCUCUCCACCUCCUCCCGGACGUGGGCCCUGCCGGCCGGCAAUUGUCCUGUCGGCGCCUGGCGCUCUCCGAUCUCCACCUAGCCAUCGGCUUCUCCGAUGGCGGGGUCCACAUCUUUCGCCUCCCCGACGGGCCCCACCUCAUCUCGAUGCUUUACCCGCACGGCCACGACCGCCACCUGGGCCGAUUUUCGAGCUCUGUGUCCGGCAUCAUCCUAACGGAUGCUCGGCUCGUGUUCGCCACCCUAGACGGGGACGUGCACGUGUCGGGCCUCGAUGGGCAGAGCUUUCUGCGACGGGCCCGAAUGGGGGACGUCGUGAGCGACGGAGCGUUGGUCGACUUUUCAGGGAGCGACCGGUGGUGGGUCGGCCUCUAUGCAGGUGUCCCGGGCCGCUCCUUUCAUAUAUGGAAUGGUGAGACCGAAGAGCUACUCUUCGUGGGCGGAAGCCUAACCGACACGGAGGCCUUGACAGGAUGGCACUCUCUGACGAUAAUGACCGACCCGAUCGGUAGGGUCCGUGUCACGGCCCAAGGGCAUGCAGUUGCAUGCACGGCACACAGAGUCAUUGCGUUCGACUUGCAAAACCAAGUAGCCACCGUAUGUGGCGACGAGCAGUCGAGGAGGGGCAUCAUUGUCGGCUCGUUUGACUCGAAUCACGAUUCCUUGCUCGUGGCUGAUGGUCGUGGUCGGGCCCACGUUCGUCGGGUGGGCGACUUGGGUGAGGUUAGUCGGUUUGCGGUUAGGCGCGGGUCAGGUCGGAUGGGAAAGGUUCUCGGGUGCAUGAACAGCGGGUGUGCCGUGUUAUCGGUUGGUGGUCUGAUUAGGGUUUGGGGGAUAGAGAGUGGAGAGUAUUUGUACAGUUUUAGUGAGAGGAUGGAAGAGUGCAGUGCCAUUGUUGUCGACGAGACGCGUGUCGCUGCGUGCUCGUCGGAUGGGAUUGUUCAUGUCUGGAAUUUUGGGGCACAAUAG
Molecule: messenger RNA, 1362 nt
Organism: Striga hermonthica
Lineage: Eukaryota; Viridiplantae; Streptophyta; Magnoliopsida; Lamiales; Orobanchaceae
Source: the annotation of a GenBank genome assembly